GUGAGUGGGCUCUUGCCCAUUUUAGCACUUCACACAUUGUGACACUUGUUGAUGGCAGAGGAUGAUGUCUUCAUCUACUUUAGACAUAUAAGACACAUUAACCUGUUUCUCCAGCUGCCUUAAGCUGAUUUCAGAGACGUGGAAGAGAACAACGCAGAGCAGCUGAUGUUACACACUUCAGGGUGAAAUGUUGCAUUUUUCCAGGAAUGUGGGCCUCAGUGGAGCAAUGAUUUGCUACAUCACCUGGACUUUCUGUAAUGCAGAUGCGACAAAAAUCUCAGGAACUGCUGGCGGCACAGUGACCCUGAACUGCAACGCGUCUAUUUCCAACCUCAGCCAACUAACAUGGGAACUGAAUGGAGAGCUACUGUUUGUCUUCACAACCUUGGAUAAUGGAGAUCUCUUUGAAACCUCAGCAGCUUCCACACUGAACCUGAAACUGAACCUGAACCUGAACCGAUCAGACAUCCAGCGUUAUGCACUCGUCAUAGAGAAAGCUAAUGAGUUCCACUCAGGAAACUACACCUGUGAGACGACCACAGGCCAAGGAAUAUCUAAGCAAACAUGGGAACUUCUUAUUACAGAGAAGCCUGAAAGCGUUCAUAUAUACAUUUAUGUCACAGCUGUUGCUGUUCCUGUGUGCGUCCUGCUCAUUUUAGUUUGUGUGGUUUUUUGGAUUCGUUCCUCCAAACAGAAACCAAAAAAGAUCAUUCGCUCUUUAAGACCAAAAAAGCAACAAGCAGAAGAAGUCUAUGAAAACUGCUUGGAAAUUGACCGUUACCAUCAGCGCAACCAUCGACCAUCGACCAUGAACACAGUUUCAUAAACCUAGACUGCUUUGUUAAUAAAUGUACAUAUUUCAAAGAAUGGGAUAUUUUCUUAAAUGUUCAGUCUGUUUGCUUUGCCGCUAAAUAAGUAAAUAACAAACUGUUAUUUUGGGUUUUUGUGAAAAAAUGCUUUUCUUUUCUAAAUGGGAGAAUGGAAACUCAAUGGAGAGGAAAGCCACUGAGUUUUAACUGUUAGUAAACCCUAAAGCAGACAGGAUCUAAAUGGAGGCCUCCUAUUGGACAGAAAGCACUCUUAGGACGGCGCCAGAAAAAGCACACAUGGUGGAAGUCUCCCACAGCAUCUGUGUCAUAUUACCCAGGCACACCCAAGCCGCAGGGGUGUUUAUGUAUGUUCAAGGUGGCAAAGCUGGAAUCUGCUAAAUCUGCUAAAAGAAAAGUACAGAGCAGGAGGCUCCGGAGCCACAUGCAGCUCUUUGGUGGCUCUUGGCUCUGUUGAAAAUAAUUUCAAUAAGAAAUCUUUCUUUUGCUGUUUUGGUUAAUUUGUUUUAGUUAAUAAAGUUUUUUCAUUUAUAUUUUGAUUUUUAACAUGGCAGAUAACCAGGCAAAAUUAAGGUAAAAGUAGUAAUUGAUUGUCAGAGGAGUUUUUUUUAUUACAUUAAGCUUAAAGCACAUAAAGAUAAAUAAAAAAGGGAUUCUACUUCAAUAUUGUGAUUUUUAUCUUUGAUAGUAAAAGGAGAAAAACGAUGAAGGCACAAAAGAAGGCAUAAUAAUAGAGAAGUCCAUGUCUGAUUUGGCUUUAUGUUCAAAUAAAUCAGCUGCAGCAGGAGGAUCUGAUUUCACACAGGAUGUAUUUUAUCUUCAAAGGAAAGUGCAUGUGCUGCUGGGUACACAAAAAUAAGUUAAAAUUGUUAUAAAGAAAUGAAAAAAACGUUUCAAAUUCAAUUAUUGUGAAUAAUUAAAGUUUAACAUGAUAUUCAAUGGCAGCAAAACCAUAUAAAGUGUAUUUUUCUAAACGGCAAAGUGCAACUGUGUGGCUCUUGCUGGUUUUGGUCUGUAAACUAGACCAAACGGCUCUUUUAGCAUUAAUGGAGGAGAUAUAUAAGGAGAAUUAAGAUUAAAAUGGCAUUUCUGAGUAUUUAUUUAUUCAUUUCUUCCAAUAGCUUUUAAUCGGGUGCAGAUAAAAAAAAUGACGUUUUAAAAAGCUUAUGUUGAAAUAAUAUAGCUCCUUGCUCCGCUCUAUUCUGAUGUAUCCACUUGUAGACAAAUAGAUCUGUGUGCGUCUUUGUUUUCAUCAACUAGCUGAAAGCUACUUGGGGAGCGCUCAAACUGGUUUUUAGAAUUUGCCUAGAAAUGGCAUAAUCACAUUGCAAAGGCCACAGGGAAAACUAUUAAAAUAGUUUAAAGGACGAUCCAGGUGGGAUUUUAAGGCAGGGCAGCAUGGAAGAUAAGCAGGACAGUUCCCCUGAGGACCACGGUUUAGAAACGCUGUUCUAGAAAAUGAUUAACCAUGUUUGGGAGUGUCUCCACCCUCUUUUUAUAAACACAAUACAUUCUGUGUUAAUCAUAUUAAAAGUAUGUGCACAUUUUCUGCAUUACACUAAAAUUCUUUUGAAAAUGAUGUUCAGAAUGCUCUCCUGCUCCCACGUACUUAGCAGCAGUUGUCCCUGCUGAUCUGGCCUCAAUCCACUCCUAAGUAGUUCCCUGUAUCUGACUGUAUCUCUCUGUAUACUCAGAGACCAAACAAGAGAUGUAUUUAUAAUUCAACGUUAUCAUUUUGCAUUUCUCAGCUCAAAUACGAAAGGAAAUCCAAGAUUUUUUGGAGCGAAACCAGAGAUUUCCUCUGUCCCGAGACGUUUACGCAUAACUGGCGUUAAAGCAGAACCUCUUCCACUCUCAGCUUCAUGGAGCUGUGACCUGUUAACCCAUUUUCUGAACAAGACUGUAAAAUUUCACCUUAAAGCAGUUUGGUACAGACAUGCUAAAAAAAAAAAGAAAAAGAGUGACUACACUGACUGCAGGGGUGUUCUUGAAAAAUAUCAGUUUUAUUCAAAUGUAAGAUGUUAUAAAAAUCCACAAAGAUCUCACAUAAAACUAACAUGAUCGAGUUGAAGUGAGAUGUUAUAAAAAAAUAGAAAACAUUACAGUGAAAUGAACCAAACAUUUUUAAAAGUUAGAAUUUAUAAA
Messenger RNA from Oryzias latipes (Japanese medaka), 2972 nucleotides. RefSeq lists its product as uncharacterized. The record is from RefSeq and is a predicted model, not a curated record. NCBI's taxonomy places the organism in Eukaryota, Metazoa, Chordata, Actinopteri, Beloniformes, Adrianichthyidae.